AUGACCCAAUACGACUCGCGCACUUCGGUGGCUGACCUUGUCGGCAACACGCCCAUGGUGCAUCUGACUAAGCUGCCUAAAGCGCUGGGAGUUAAGCCCCAGGUUUACGCCAAGCUUGAGUUGUACAACCCUGGCGGGUCCAUCAAGGACCGUAUUGCCAAGAGCAUGAUCGAGGACGCCGAAAAGAGCGGCCGCAUCCAUCCCUCGCGCACCACGCUGAUCGAGCCCACGUCGGGAAACACAGGUAUCGGUUUGGCACUGAUGGGUGCCGUCAAGGGCUACCGCACCAUUAUCACGCUUCCAGAGAAGAUGUCGAACGAGAAGGUUUCUGUGUUGAAGGCGCUCGGUGCCGAAAUUAUUAGAACACCCACUGCGGCUGCGUGGGACUCGCCUGAGUCGCACAUCGGUGUCGCGAAAAAGCUCGAGAAGGAGAUCCCUCAUGCCGUGAUUCUAGACCAAUACAACAACAUGAAAAACCCUGAGGCCCACUAUCAAGGCACUGGUAAAGAAAUCCAGGGUCAGCUACAACAGCUGGGCGAAUACGAGAACCUGCACGGUGUCUUCGCGGGCGCUGGUACCGGUGGUACCAUCAGUGGUAUCUCUAAAUACCUAAAGGAACAGAACCCUGAGAUUAAAAUCAUCGGGGCUGACCCAGAGGGCUCCAUUCUAGCUCAGCCUGAGAGCCUGAACGAAACCGAGGCUGCGGAAUACAAGGUCGAGGGUAUCGGUUACGACUUCAUUCCAAAGGUCCUGGACAGAGGAUUAGUGGACACUUGGUACAAGACCAAUGACAUCGACUCUUUCAGAUACGCGCGUCAGUUGAUUGCCAAUGAGGGUUUGUUGGUUGGUGGUUCCAGUGGUAGUGCCUUCUCAGCGAUGAUGAAGUACUGCAAGGACCACCCAGAGCUGACCGAGAAAGACGUUCUCGUCAUUAUUUUGCCAGACUCGAUCAGAUCGUACCUGACCAAGUUUGCUGACGACGAGUGGUUGAAAAAGAACAACCUGUGGGACGACGACAUUCUGAAACCCUUGGGAAGAAGUCAGAAAGACAUCUUCAAGGGCGCUACCGUCAAGGACUUGAACCUCAAACCUGUCGUCUCUGUGAAGGAAAACGCGUCUACUUCUGAUGUGGUCAAGAUUCUGACUGACAACGGUUUCGACCAGUUGCCUGUGCUUACCGAAGACGGGAAGUUGUGCGGUUUAGUCACCUUGUCACAGCUUCUGAAGGGGCUGUCCUCAGGCGAAGAGGUCAGCAGCAUCAAGGGUCACUUCUUCGACUUCAGAAAGCUGAACAACUUCGACGAGGUUUCUUCUUACAACGAGAACAAGUCUGGCAAAAAGAAGUUCGUCAACUUCGAUGUUAACAGCAAGUUGUCCGAUCUCAACCAGUUCUUCGAGAAGAACUCUUCAGCAGUAAUUACAGAUGGCUUGAAGCCCAUCCACAUUGUCACUAAGAUGGACUUGUUGGCCUUUCUAGCAUAG
Molecule: messenger RNA, 1482 nt
Organism: Lachancea thermotolerans CBS 6340
Lineage: Eukaryota; Fungi; Ascomycota; Saccharomycetes; Saccharomycetales; Saccharomycetaceae
Gene: CYS4
Product: cystathionine beta-synthase CYS4
Exons: 1
Coding region: 1-1482 (493 amino acids)
Cellular component (GO): cytoplasm
Molecular function (GO): cystathionine beta-synthase activity; cysteine synthase activity
Source: RefSeq, a predicted model, not a curated record